Zingiber officinale is the source of this 2410-nucleotide messenger RNA. Its product is annotated as DEAD-box ATP-dependent RNA helicase 50-like. NCBI's taxonomy places the organism in Eukaryota, Viridiplantae, Streptophyta, Magnoliopsida, Zingiberales, Zingiberaceae. The coding region runs from base 84 to 2117 and encodes 677 amino acids. Gene Ontology annotation, molecular function: RNA helicase activity; nucleic acid binding; ATP binding. The transcript is spliced from 8 exons. The record is from RefSeq and is a predicted model, not a curated record.
GAAAUGAACCUUAUCCCUCAGACGGCUACCGAUUUCCCGCACCUCCCUUCUUUCUAGACCUCCGACUCCUCUUCGUUAGGGAAAUGCUUGCUCGAAUUCCGGCUCCUCCUCAUCUUACGCCGCCGCUGAUCCAGAACCAUCACUUCCCAUCCUCCUCCCUCCGAAGCGCCUAUUCUCCUCAGACUCGACUCUUCCUUGCCCUACGCCGCCCGAGUAGGUGCGUUGUGCCGCAGGCAGUGGAUGCCUCUGGGCGCCGCCAAUACGACCGGAUCCCAAUGGAUACGGCCGGCGCUUACCGUCUGGUCGACCGAGAGACCGGGGAGACGUUCAUCGUCUGGGGAGGCUCCGAUGACGACGACUCAUCCGUCCCGUCAGAAAAGGUCCUGUCUUGGCGCCCUGGCGCAAAUGACGAGCGGAAGGUUGCUGAGUUUUUUGAAACCCCAGGAGUUAAUGCAAGUCGUCCUGUUGCUGAGAUUGAAAAUAAGAAAGUUGCAUCUGCUAGUGACUCUCUUAGAAGCUUUGGGAGAUUGAAGGCGCAGAAGUUGAAGGCCUUGAUUAAAAGAUCCUCAAAGAAUCGUGCAGACAAUUCUCAAGUUGGAAGUGAAAAGGACGCUGAGGGCAUUGUUAAUCACAACGAUUCCUUAGGUGGUACUAGAAGAUCAGCUGAUCUGCACCAGGAUGCUGAUUUGAAUUACAAUUCAAGGCGUAAAGAGGUGAAAGGCACAGAUUCUCCAGAAAUUUAUUCUAGAAAAGAUGAUGGUGCAUUGUCUCGAGAUAGUUCUUUUCCUCUUAGUUCCUUCAAGGGAUGGGGAAGCACUACUACUUACCUGACCAGUACAGGUAGCCAGUUGAAGCGACAAAAAAAUGGGGCUGCUGAUAGUGGAUUUUUUAGCAGGAAAUCCUUCAUAGAUAUUGGUUGCAGUGAUGACAUGGUUGAAGCUCUGAGAAGCCUUAGGUAUCUUCGCCCAUCUCAUAUUCAGGCAAUGGCGUAUGAGCCUAUUUUAGGUGGAAAGAGCUGUAUUAUUGCUGAUCAGAGUGGUUCGGGUAAAACAUUAGCUUAUCUUGCUCCAACUAUACAAUGUUUGAGACAAGAAGAACUGCAAGGUCUGUCUAAGUCGUCAUCCAAGAGCCCGAGAGUAAUAAUAUUGGUGCCUACUGCAGAGCUUGCUUCACAGGUUCUUAGUAAUUGCCGAUCGAUAGCAAAACAUGGUGUUCCAUUUAGAUCAGUCAUUGCAACAGGUGGUUUCCGACAGAGAACUCAGUUAGAGAAUCUUAAUGAAGAAUCUGAUGUUCUUAUAGCAACACCUGGCCGAUUUAUUUAUUUACUUCAAGAAGGCUUUCUGCAGUUAACCAACCUUAGAUGUGUUGUGUUGGAUGAAGUGGAUAUCCUAUUUAAGGAUGAUGGAUUUGAACAAGUUCUUGAGAGCUUGAUUAGUUCUGCACCAGUGGUAACACAAUAUCUUUUUGCCACUGCAACUCUUCCCGUUGAUAUCUACAACAAACUUGUUGAAAUAUUUCCGGAUUGUGAAGUGAUCAUGGGACCUGGCAUGCACCGGACAAGCUCUGGCCUUGAAGAGGUUCUUGUUGACUGCAGUGGAGCUGAUGGCGAGGAAAAGAAUCCAGAAACUGCUUUUCUAAAUAAGAAAUCUGCUCUUCUGCAGUUGACAGAAAAUACACCAGUUCCUAAAACUAUUGUUUUCUGCAAUAAGAUUGAAACUUGCAGAAAGGUUGAGAAUGCCUUGAAUCGAUUUGAUAGAAAAGGAACACAAAUCAAAGUCUUACCCUUCCAUUCUGCCAUAGCUCAGGAAAUGCGCUUAGCAAACAUGAAAGAAUUUCUCACCUCACGUUCCAAGGACUCCAUGAUUUUAAUCUGCACAGACAGGGCUUCGCGGGGCAUUGACUUUGCAGGCGUUGACCAUGUGGUUCUCUUCGACUUCCCUCGUGAUCCCAGCGAGUAUGUCCGUCGUGUUGGGCGGACUGCUCGCGGUGCAGGAGGCAAGGGAAAGGCUUAUGUGUUCGUUGUUGGCAAGCAGGUUUCCUUAGCCAGGAGGAUCAUGGAAAGGAAUAAGAAGGGUCACCCUUUGCACCAUCUGCCUUGCACAAGCUCCAAUCUAUAAGCUACCGGCAACUACUAUGUUCUUCUCUAUAUUUUUCAAAGAUGCGCGUUCCUUUUGUAUUGGUAGCAACUAACAAAGUAGGCGAGAGGUUUCGAUAGACUUUAGUUGGAACUUUUUUUGGGAAGCCCAUGGCCAUGAAUCCUUCGAAGCUAGAGUUGAAUUACUUGUAUGGUCUGUGUUUUUGAACACAAACUCAAGGGUUGAACUGCUCAAUCUGUAAUUCAGUUUGCAAUAAGUUAGAUGUGUAAAAUAUUCAAUUUUAAAUGUGUUGCUAAAUAUAUGAGAAAUUUAUA